AUCGCAUUUGAUGGACGUCGUUCGACACAGGUUCAAUGAAGCUGCUCGAAAAGUUGGGGCAUUCGCUACCGAAUCGUAAAAUCAUGAAGAUCCUGUUUGCGACAGCCUGUUUGGUGGCGGUGGCUGCAACUUUGGAGAAUAAUAAUCUGACAGUCACCGAGCAAGUCUACUUAGACGUCACGAUAGACGAUCGUCCAGCAGGUCGAAUAGUAAUUGGUUUAUUCGGUGACAUUGCGCCGAAAACCGUGCAGAAUUUCAUCACUUUAUCGACAACUGGAGUGGCAGGGAAAACGUACAAAGGCAGCAGGUUCCAUCGUGUGAUUAAGAAGUUCAUGGUCCAAGGUGGCGAUAUAGAAAACGAUGAUGGUACCGGAUCGAUCAGUAUCUACGGCAAAUACUUCGAAGACGAGAAUUUCGAAAUCGGACACAACGGUCCCAUGUACGUCAGCAUGGCGAACGCUGGAAAGGAUUCAAAUGGUUGCCAAUUUUUCAUCACUACCGUAAGCACACCAUGGCUAGACGGUAAACACACGGUCUUUGGAAAGGUUGUUGACGGUCAAGAUGUUGUUUUCAAGAUCGAACAAACUCGAACUGAUGCGGACGAUGUGCCGAUUAAGCCAGUUGUUAUCUACGAGUGCGGUUACAUUCCGACACCUUCACCUUACCAAGUGGACGAUAAUGUGUAUAACAUCUGGGCUUGGAUAAAAGCGACAUCGAUACCAUUAGGCUUCAGCUUCUCGAUCCUCGGCUUUUUCCAUUACAUGAUGAAGCAACUGGACGUGUAACGAAUUCUAACAAAG
Molecule: messenger RNA, 800 nt
Organism: Megachile rotundata (alfalfa leafcutting bee)
Lineage: Eukaryota; Metazoa; Arthropoda; Insecta; Hymenoptera; Megachilidae
Product: neither inactivation nor afterpotential A
Biological process (GO): protein peptidyl-prolyl isomerization; protein folding
Cellular component (GO): intracellular membrane-bounded organelle; cytoplasm
Molecular function (GO): cyclosporin A binding; peptidyl-prolyl cis-trans isomerase activity
Source: RefSeq, a predicted model, not a curated record